UCCCUGAGUCUCUAUGGUAGCGUCAGCGUCGGAGGAGGCAGUGACGGUGGCGUUUCCUUGAGGAAGAGUGAGGGUUCCAAGUUUUCUGCUGAUUUGGGAGGUGUUGGGCGCGGAUAGUCGAGAUGUCAGAGAAAAAGCAGCCGGUAGACUUAGGUCUCUUAGAGGAAGACGACGAGUUUGAAGAGUUCCCUGCCGAAGACUGGGCUGGCUUAGAUGAAGAUGAAGAUGCACAUGUCUGGGAGGAUAAUUGGGAUGAUGACAAUGUAGAGGAUGACUUCUCUAAUCAGUUACGGUAGACACAGCAUCAUCUCUACCCAUAAAAGGUGGCAUUCUGCAAGACUGAGAAGAUGCCCACCUCCAUUCCCAGAGUCCAGGCCUUCAUUAACUCACACGUGAACUACAGAAGCAUCAUCCCUAGUUCUCCUAUUAGUCACUCCUCCUCACCUGCCUCUAAUUCAUCCAUCCAUCCAGCGUGGGUCAUGUAAAGUUACAGCUGAGAAGGUACUCCCUCUCUUAAACUCAUCAGGGCUCCAUGUGGCUUCAAGAUUGAAAAUAAAAUUUCUGUGUAUGGUAUAUAAACUUAA
Messenger RNA from Pongo pygmaeus (Bornean orangutan), 584 nucleotides. RefSeq names its product SEM1 26S proteasome subunit (gene SEM1). Lineage: Eukaryota; Metazoa; Chordata; Mammalia; Primates; Hominidae. The transcript is spliced from 3 exons. Bases 123 to 296 code for a protein of 57 amino acids. The record is from RefSeq and is a predicted model, not a curated record. Gene Ontology annotation, biological process: proteasome assembly; mRNA export from nucleus; double-strand break repair via homologous recombination. Gene Ontology annotation, cellular component: proteasome complex; proteasome regulatory particle, lid subcomplex.